Messenger RNA from Callorhinus ursinus (northern fur seal), 3573 nucleotides. It is a transcript of the gene GRM1, whose product is annotated as glutamate metabotropic receptor 1. Lineage: Eukaryota; Metazoa; Chordata; Mammalia; Carnivora; Otariidae. Gene Ontology annotation, biological process: G protein-coupled receptor signaling pathway. Gene Ontology annotation, cellular component: membrane. Gene Ontology annotation, molecular function: G protein-coupled receptor activity. The record is from RefSeq and is a predicted model, not a curated record.
AUGGUCCGGCUCCUCUUGGUUUUUUUCCCAGCGAUCUUUUUGGAUAUGUCCCUUCUUCCCAGGGGACCCGGUAGGAAAGUGUUGCUGGCGGGAGCCUCGUCUCAGCGCUCGGUGGCCAGAAUGGACGGAGAUGUCAUCAUUGGGGCCCUCUUCUCAGUCCACCACCAGCCCCCGGCAGAGAAGGUGCCCGAGAGGAAGUGUGGAGAGAUCAGGGAGCAGUAUGGCAUCCAGAGAGUGGAGGCCAUGUUCCAUACAUUGGAUAAGAUUAACGCGGACCCGGUCCUCCUGCCCAAUAUCACUCUGGGCAGUGAGAUCCGGGACUCCUGUUGGCACUCCUCUGUGGCUCUGGAGCAGAGCAUCGAGUUCAUCAGGGACUCUCUGAUUUCCAUUCGAGAUGAAAAGGAUGGGCUCAACCGGUGCCUGCCUGACGGCCAGUCCCUCCCCUUAGGCAGGACUAAAAAGCCUAUCGCUGGUGUGAUCGGCCCAGGCUCCAGCUCCGUAGCCAUUCAAGUGCAGAACCUGCUCCAGCUCUUCGACAUCCCCCAGAUUGCCUAUUCUGCCACAAGCAUCGACUUGAGUGACAAAACUUUGUACAAAUACUUCCUGAGGGUUGUCCCUUCUGACACUUUGCAAGCAAGGGCAAUGCUUGACAUAGUCAAACGUUACAAUUGGACCUAUGUCUCUGCAGUCCACACAGAAGGGAAUUAUGGGGAGAGCGGAAUGGAUGCUUUCAAAGAGCUGGCUGCCCAGGAAGGCCUCUGCAUCGCCCAUUCAGACAAAAUCUACAGCAAUGCUGGGGAAAAGAGCUUUGACCGACUCCUGCGCAAGCUCCGGGAGAGGCUUCCCAAAGCCAGAGUGGUGGUCUGCUUCUGCGAAGGCAUGACGGUCCGAGGCCUCCUGAGUGCCAUGAGGCGCCUGGGCGUCGUGGGAGAGUUCUCGCUCAUUGGAAGUGAUGGAUGGGCAGACAGAGAUGAAGUCAUUGAAGGUUAUGAGGUGGAAGCCAACGGGGGAAUCACAAUAAAGCUGCAAUCUCCAGAGGUCAGGUCAUUUGAUGAUUAUUUCCUGAAGCUGAGGCUGGACACUAAUACAAGGAAUCCCUGGUUCCCUGAGUUCUGGCAACAUCGGUUCCAGUGCCGCCUACCAGGACACCUUCUGGAAAAUCCCAACUUUAAAAGAAUCUGCACAGGCAAUGAAAGCUUAGAAGAAAACUAUGUCCAGGACAGUAAGAUGGGGUUUGUCAUCAAUGCCAUCUAUGCCAUGGCUCACGGGCUGCAGAACAUGCACCACGCCCUCUGCCCAGGCCAUGUGGGCCUCUGUGAUGCCAUGAAGCCCAUCGACGGCAGCAAACUCCUGGACUUCCUUAUCAAGUCCACGUUCAUCGGUGUGUCUGGAGAGGAGGUGUGGUUUGAUGAGAAAGGGGAUGCUCCUGGAAGGUAUGAUAUCAUGAAUCUGCAGUACACAGAAGCUAAUCGCUAUGACUACGUACAUGUUGGAACCUGGCACGAAGGCGUGUUGAACAUCGAUGAUUACAAAAUCCAAAUGAACAAGAGUGGAGUGGUACGGUCUGUGUGCAGUGAGCCUUGCUUAAAGGGUCAAAUUAAGGUCAUACGGAAAGGAGAAGUGAGUUGCUGCUGGAUUUGCACGGCCUGCAAAGAGAAUGAAUACGUGCAAGAUGAAUUCACCUGCAAAGCCUGUGACUUGGGGUGGUGGCCCAGUGCAGAUCUAACAGGCUGUGAACCUAUUCCUGUGCGCUAUCUUGAGUGGAGCAACAUAGAAUCCAUCAUAGCCAUCGCCUUUUCCUGUCUGGGCAUACUUGUCACCUUGUUUGUUACCCUCAUCUUUGUGCUGUACCGAGACACACCAGUGGUCAAAUCCUCCAGUCGGGAGCUCUGCUACAUUAUCCUAGCUGGCAUCUUCCUUGGUUAUGUGUGCCCUUUUACUCUCAUUGCCAAACCUACCACCACAUCCUGCUACCUCCAGCGCCUUCUGGUUGGCCUCUCCUCUGCCAUGUGCUACUCUGCUUUAGUGACCAAAACCAACCGAAUUGCACGCAUCCUAGCUGGCAGCAAGAAGAAGAUCUGCACCCGGAAGCCCAGGUUCAUGAGUGCCUGGGCCCAAGUGAUCAUUGCCUCAAUUCUGAUUAGUGUGCAGCUAACCCUGGUGGUAACCUUGAUCAUCAUGGAGCCCCCCAUGCCCAUCCUGUCCUACCCAAGUAUCAAGGAAGUCUACCUUAUCUGCAAUACCAGCAACCUGGGUGUGGUGGCCCCUCUGGGCUACAAUGGACUCCUCAUCAUGAGCUGUACCUAUUAUGCCUUCAAGACCCGCAAUGUGCCCGCCAACUUCAAUGAGGCCAAAUAUAUUGCCUUCACCAUGUACACCACCUGCAUCAUCUGGCUAGCUUUUGUGCCCAUUUACUUUGGGAGCAACUACAAGAUCAUCACCACCUGCUUUGCAGUGAGCCUCAGCGUAACGGUGGCCCUGGGGUGCAUGUUCACUCCCAAGAUGUACAUCAUUAUUGCCAAGCCUGAGAGGAAUGUCCGCAGUGCCUUCACCACCUCUGACGUAGUCCGCAUGCAUGUUGGCGAUGGCAAGCUGCCCUGCCGCUCCAACACUUUCCUCAACAUUUUCCGAAGAAAGAAGCCAGGGGCAGGGAAUGCCAAUUCUAAUGGCAAGUCUGUGUCAUGGUCUGAACCAGGUGGAAGACAGGUGCCCAAGGGACAGCACAUGUGGCACCGCCUCUCUGUGCACGUGAAGACCAAUGAGACGGCCUGCAACCAAACAGCCGUCAUCAAGCCCCUCACUAAAAGUUACCAGGGCUCCGGCAAGAGCCUGACCUUUUCAGAUACCAGCACCAAGACCCUUUACAACGUGGAGGAGGAGGAUGCCCAGCCGGUUGGCUUCAGCCCUCCCAGCAGUCCUUCUAUGGUGGUGCACCGACGCGUGCCACCCGCGGUGAGCACCCCGCCUCUGCCGCCCCACUUGACCACAGAGGAGACCCCCCUCUUCCUGGCAGAACCGGCCAUCCCCAAGGGCUUGCCCCUUCCCCUCCAGCAGCCACCACAGCCACAGAAAUCCCUGAUGGACCAGCUACAGGGGGUGGUCAACAAUUUCAGCCCCGGGAUCCCAGAUUUCAAUGCGGUGCUCGCAGUCCCCGGGGGCCCGGGGAACGGGGUGAGCUCGCUGCACCCGCCCCCGGCGCCCCCGCAGCACCUGCAAAUGCUCCCACUGCAGCUGAGCACCUUCGGGGAGGAGCCCGCCUCCCCGCCAGCAGAAGACGAGGACGAGGACGACAGCGAGAGGUUCCAGCUCCUCCAAGAGUACUUGUAUGAGCGGGAAGGGAACACGGAGGAAGAUGAACUGGAAGAGGAAGACGAGGGCCUGCAGGCGGCCAGCAAGCCGGCCCCCGAGGAUUCGCCCGCUCUGACGCCUCCGUCGCCUUUCCGCGACUCGGUGGCCUCGGGCAGCUCGGUGCCCAGCUCCCCCGUGUCCGAGUCGGUGCUCUGCACCCCUCCCAACGUGACCUACGCCUCGGUCAUCCUGAGGGACUAUAAGCAAAGCUCUUCCACCCUGUAG